Oldenlandia corymbosa var. corymbosa is the source of this 1110-nucleotide messenger RNA. The record is from the annotation of a GenBank genome assembly. NCBI's taxonomy places the organism in Eukaryota, Viridiplantae, Streptophyta, Magnoliopsida, Gentianales, Rubiaceae.
AUGGAAGCUUACAAGAGAUGGGUCCGGAGAAAUAGAGAUUACGUGCAUUCCAUGGAGUCCCUGGCCAAUGGAUUGACAUGGCUUCUUCCAGAGCGUUUUUCAGAAUCAGAAAUUGGGCCUGAAGCAGUAACAUCAUUCUUCGGGGUUAUCACUGCUAUAAAUGAGCACAUCAUUGAGACAACUCCUACCCAAAGAGUCCCUGCCCAGGCAGAGCCUUCUUCUUUUCCUUACUCAUUGUGCAUAACUUUGAUUAAGGACUUAGAGACAUUAGUAGAAGUUGCAGCACAACAGUUUUAUGGUGAUGACAGAAAAUGGAAUUUUAUCGCUGUCACAGAAGCCAUCAAGGUGUUAGUAAGGCUAGCCAUGUUUCGAAACAGUGGAUAUAAAAUGCUUUUACAUGGUGGUGAGUCUGUCAACUCUGACAAGGGAUCAAAUGUUUCUAUUGAGAAACCUGGACCUUUUGGCAAAGCUGGAAAUCUCAAUGGUCCUGUUAAUUCAAGAUAUUAUAAUAAUCAUAUUCCGUGGAAUCUUGAGGGAAGGGCACUGUCUGCCUUAAAUAGGUUUGGUGAAAAUGCCAGGAUGGUCUCUGAUCCAUCUUGGUUGAAUAGAGUUCGACACCAUCACGCAAUGGUGGAGCCUGCAACAGUGAUGGACGAGAUCGAGAAACCUAGCCUUUCCAAUUUCUUAUCUGAGAAAGGUAUUCCUGGAGGUCUGUUUGUGAUGGGUGAAGUAAUGUUUAUCAUAAGGCCUCUUGUUUACGUCCUCUUAAUAAGAAAGUAUGGAACUCGUUCUUGGUUUCCUUGGUUCACCUCAAUGAUCGUGGAUCUUGUUGGAAAUUCUCUUCUUUCAUAUGUUACAAUGAUGCGGAAUAGUGCCAAAGCUCCCCUGUUCCAUCUUUCCAAGGAUGAAAAGGAUGAGCUUAAAAGGCGGAAGCUAUUAUGGGCACUUUACAUUAUGAGAGAUCCGUUCUUUGCCAAGUACACGCGGAGUAGACUUGACCGGACGCAAAAGCUACUAGAGCCUGUUCCUUUUGUUGGAUUUUUGGCAGAAAAAAUUAUAGAACUCCUCGUUGGAGCGCAAACCCGCUACACUUACAUGUCAGGUUCAUGA